UCUCAAAAAAAAGGUACAAAAGAGGAGGAAACAGUUCAAUGAACACACAGUGGUGAAGGCCUGCUGCAGUCUGUAAAUACACUGGCAUCAAAAGCACACAUUAGUUUUCUAAAUCCAACGGCAAAUAUGAGUAUGGAAAAAUAAAUCUUCGCCCCACACCGUGUUUGUUGAAACCUCCUGCAUAAACAUGCAUCUUCACCAGCAUUUCACCCACAUCCUGAAAUAGAUAAAAAGAUGCCCGCGUGGAUUUUGUAAGGUUAUCGGCACUCAUUAUCCAGACAAAACCACAACAACAGUCACUCCACAUGCACUGUGUGCGCACACACACACACACACUUCCCAUAAAAUGUCUCUCUCAUGAUUUUCAUUGCGACUAUAAACAUAUCCACCCCCACACACACACACACAUCAGACACAGCUGUGAGGGAUUCAUAUAAACCAUUCAUGCUGAGGAAAUUGGAAAGGCCUUAGGGGAGGGAGAAAAAGGGAGAGACGGGAAGAGGGAUAUAGACACAUAGAUAUAUAUCUCAGAAGCAGAGGAACUCCCUCCUCGGUCUUUUUCACGAGGCAGAGGACGGACAAAAGAGUGCAGCCAGCAGGCAGGCGUUUGGCACAGCCAGAUCUGUGAUUUGCUGCUCAUUACAGAGAACUGUGCCAUCAUCAUCAUCAUCGUCGGGUUUAGUGAAGAGGGAGAAUUAUAAUCCAGAGAGGUAUUUCUUCAAAGAAGACCAAAGGCGCAAACUAAAGGACAAUAAAGAACAAACAGUCACAGCACGCUUUGUUCGACUCGGGUUAACCAUGCAAGCAGGAGGACAUCGACGGAGCGACUUCACUCUGUUUACACUGGCUCUGCCGGUUCUGCUGGCCGUCUGUGGAGUCCGGGGCUGUCGGAUUGGCUCUGGGUCAGCGUGUGAGAAAGCUCCUCUUGUCCCAGGCCACAAUCUGGCAGGAGAGGGUUUCGACGUGGUGCGGAUGCGUCGGACGGGGGCGUAUGUCAUCAAUGUCAAAGCUCAUCUCGCCGACAACCACACGUGCACUCUGUGUCCAAACCGUUUCCAAAAUGGACAGAUUCAGAGGCUCCCGGCCGCAGUGCUGGACUGGCGUCCCUUCAGCCGCUGCAGUAAGCAGCUCUCUAGUGCCCUUCACCACUCUGUGGAGUCUCUGCUGCGCAGCUCCAACUCCCUGGUCAACAACAACUGGAACCUGGGGUUGAGUCUGGAUAAAUAUGGCACGGCAGUGCUCGGAGGAAGCCGAUCGGACCUGGCAAAGUUUGCUCACUCGCAGCACAGCGUGGACAAGGCCACUUUUGCUAUCCAUGAAAUCAGUUGCACCUACUACAGCUACAGACUGGCCGACCACCCCCAGCUGAGCGCAGAGUUCACAAAACAUCUGAAGAGACUCCCACAGAGUUUAAACACAAGCCAGAGCAGAGCGCUGUACAGGCGGCUGAUAAACACCUAUGGAACACACUACAUAUACCAGGUCCAGCUCGGCGGUAAGGUGAGGCGGAUCACCGCGUUCAGGACCUGCCUGGCGACACUGAAGGGUUUCUCCGAGUCUGAAAUCAACAACUGCCUGAACGCUGAACUCCGAGUAGCUCUGGGUUUCAUCCCCGCGAACGCAACCUUCUCCAACAAGUGUGAAACCCUCCUGAAGGGCAACAUGAGCAUGGGCUUCUACCAAGGCUUCAUGACUCAUAAAAUUGAAGUCAUUGGAGGCGAUAAGUACUUUCCAGACAUCCUCUACCAGCAGGACCCAUCGGACGCAUACUACAGCUGGAUGAACAGCCUCCACGACAGCCCCGAUGUGGUCUCUUACGCCAUCUCUCCUCUGCACCACUUGGUGGAGGACUUGCAGGUCAGUGAUAAUCUGAGAAGCGUCAUUACAGAUUACAUUAAGGAGAACCAGCUGCAGGAACAGUCUGCCUCCAAGAACUGUUCCCCAACUCCCAAUCUGGAUCACAACUGCUGUCCUUUAAGGGCAGGCAGAGGACACCUGAGACUGGAGAUCCACAGAGCUGUAGGUAUGAAGGCAGACACCUUCACAAAAACAGAUGCCUAUGUGAAAAUCUUCUACAACGGCAAGUACGAGGAGACCGACACGGUGAUGGACGAUAACAACCCAGUGUGGAAUGCUACUUAUGACUUUGGUUCAGUCGAGCUGGGCCAGGAGUUGAGGUUUGAAGUCUGGGACAGGGAUGUGCUCUAUAAUGACAUGGCAGGGAUAUGCGUUACGUUUCCCGAGCGAGGAACUCACUCGCUGAGCUGUCAACUGAGCAAGGGAGUUCUCUACUUCACCUACUCCACAAAAUGCGACGCUCACCUGACAGGCUUCAGGUGUGGACGGUACUCCCCCAAUGCGGAAUAAUUGUACCACCACGACCACAUUUAGAAGCCCCAAAGGGCCACGUCCAGACGGAAGCGACACGAAACGCUUUUUUUUUUCUUAUUUAAAAAAAAAAAAAAAAAAAGACUAGCGGCAAAUCUACUGACUUUCUGACAUAAAACUGAAUAUUUUACGAGAAGGAAAGGCACAAUUCUGCCGCAAGAGGGACAUCGAACAUCCAUGUGUGGAUCAAUCACUGAUCGGUUUUGGUUAUUCAAGUCAAGUUUGUUUUCUCCUCUCUAUUUUAUUUUAUUAAAAAUCUCUAAAGACAGGAAGUGUUCUAGGACACGUUAAAAAAAAAUACCAUUCAAGGUCUCCGUGUGGAUGGAACGCCUCUCCGACAAAAACAGUAUGUGCAUUCACCUAAACCUCUUUCCGUGUGGACGGCUCCCCCUUCCAAAGUGUUUUUUCCUUGCAUUUCAACAUCAUCUCUUGUCUGAAGUUGUGUGGUAAUUCACCCUUUAAUAGUAGAUCUCAGUGGACUGAUGUAAAUGUCUUGUAAUGUCUCUAUUAAAUAUUAAAUAGACUUUUUGCACACACUAUAUAUCUAAAUAAAGGCAUUUUGAUUCAGGA
Molecule: messenger RNA, 2958 nt
Organism: Solea solea (common sole)
Lineage: Eukaryota; Metazoa; Chordata; Actinopteri; Pleuronectiformes; Soleidae
Gene: prf1.5
Product: perforin 1.5
Exons: 5
Coding region: 799-2367 (522 amino acids)
Biological process (GO): immune response
Cellular component (GO): membrane attack complex
Source: RefSeq, a predicted model, not a curated record